This is a messenger RNA of Solenopsis invicta (red fire ant), 1836 nucleotides long. RefSeq lists its product as uncharacterized. The record is from RefSeq and is a predicted model, not a curated record. NCBI's taxonomy places the organism in Eukaryota, Metazoa, Arthropoda, Insecta, Hymenoptera, Formicidae. Bases 1 to 1836 code for a protein of 611 amino acids. The transcript has a single exon.
AUGAAUAUUAAUACGGUAGAUAUCGAAGCAUUAAAUAUUAGAUUAAAUAAACUAGAUGAACACCAUCGAACAUUAACUGACACAUUAAUAGAAAUAGCAGCAAUUGAUGAGGAAAUUUCAGAUGAACAAGUUGAUGCCGAAAUGUCUGUUUGUGAAGACAAAUAUAUAGAAUUAAAAGUAUUAGGCGAUCGAGUGAUGAAAGAUCGAGUAAGGCCGGCCGGCGUUAGUAAUCACAUUGAACAAGCAACGGUAUCAGUGAAUCCUCCUUCAAAUAGAGUAAAUGACAAUUUCGUAAGACUGUCAAAAAUCGACUUACCGACUUUCUCGGGCUCAUAUGAAGAUUGGCAUCCAUAUUUUGAUACAUUCAAUUCUUUAAUACACUCUAACGCUUCGUUGAGAAAUAUACAAAAGUUUCAUUAUUUAAAAUUGUCAUUGAAGGGAGAUGCAGCUGAGACUAUUGCUUCGAUCGAAAUAUCUGAUGUUAAUUACAAUGUCGCAUGGUCUCGUUUGAGAGAAAGAUAUGAAAACGAGCGAAUAGCUGUACAAAAUCACAUUAAAUCUAUUUUCGAAUUACCGGUCUUAAGACGUGAAAAUGGCAACGUGUUGCGAAAUAUUUUAGACGGGUUAUUAAAACAUACUAGAGCGCUGCGGGCACUGGGGCGUCCGACAGACCAGUGGGAUGAUAUUUUAAUUCAUAUCGUAACAAGUAAACUAGACUUCAUUACUAUUAAAGAAUGGGAAAAUACAUUGCAACCCAGAGAAUUACCAACAAUACAAGAGUUCAUUGAAUUUUUAACCAAAAGGUGUCAAACUUUAGAGGCUGUUGCAAGAAGGACUUUCUUAGGAAAUCAAAACGUGAACUUAAAGCAAAAUUCUAACGUUAAGGUGAUAGCAUCCCACGCGGCUGUGACUGACGUUAAGUGCGCGCAGUGCAAGGGUGAUCAUCAAAUCUACCAUUGCCAAAUAUUUAAGGAACUUCCUAUCGCAGAAAGAUUAAAUAAAGUAAAGUCCCUGAAGCUGUGUCUGAACUGUCUUAAAAGUAAGCACAUGAUCAAAGACUGCACGGCCAGUCAUUGCAGAAUAUGCUCAAAAAAACAUAGUACGCUGUUGCACGAAGAUCGUGGCCCCGCACGAGAAAAUAGAAACGAAGCGAGUAAUAAGGAAAGAAAAACAGAAUCAGAUUCUAAUAAACCAAGUAGUUCAGUAUGUGCAUCAUCGCAAUCAAGAAAAUGCAAGGGUGAAUCGCUAUUGUCUACCGCGAUAAUAAAGGUAAAAAAUAACGGGGGAAAUUAUAUUGAAGGAAGGGCACUGUUAGACAGUGGUUCACAAUCGAAUUUUAUAACGCGAGAAUUUUUUAAACGGUUAAAUUUAAAGUCAACGGACUAUAAGGUCAAAAUAAACGGAGUUAAUGAAGGCGUUUCUAGCGCAACAAAAUCGGUAAAUAUAAAAAUAGCGUCACGUUUCGGUACAUUUGGAACGGAACUGGAGUGCAUAAUCUUAAAGCAAAUCACACCAAUGUUACCGACAAGCGAGUGUGAUACGAUUAAAUUAAGCAUACCGGAAAAUAUUCGAUUAGCGGAUCCGAGUUUCCAUGUGACGGGCCAAAUAGAUAUUUUAAUAAGUACGGAUAUAUUUUGGGAUUUAUUCUGCAUAGGCCAAAUAAAAUUAGGAAAAAAUAUGCCCACGCUACAAAAAUCAUUAUUCGGUUGGGUAGUGGCAGGGCCUACGCAAAUAAAUAAUAUAAGGAAAUCGAGACAAAUCAAUUGCAACCUAAGCACAAUAGAUCAAAUCAACGAAACAAUACACAAAUUUUGGGAAGUAGAAGAAAGCUUAUGA